This is a messenger RNA of Clonostachys rhizophaga, 1893 nucleotides long. The record is from the annotation of a GenBank genome assembly. Lineage: Eukaryota; Fungi; Ascomycota; Sordariomycetes; Hypocreales; Bionectriaceae.
AUGAAGGUCGCAUUGAUUAAAGUUAUGCUCGCUGGCGUGGCCGCGGCCUCUAUUAUCCCUCAGAAGAGAAGUGACGAGAUACCUCCGCCUCCAGAGCCCGAGCCCAUUGCUCUCAAGACCCUACUUCUGCCUCCUGCCAUCCCAGAUGACGCUGCCGUAGGUGCCUGCGACGAGACCGCCAACCCUAGGCAGACAGGUUGUCUCGGCGUGACAUCUUACUUCCAGGGAGGCAGCUUCACUCCCGAUGGAAAUCAUGUCUACGCCGAGGUGAAUUUCGUCGGCGCGCCGGCUGCACCGCACCCCGCGAACAUCUACAACGGGUCACAGCUCAUCAUGGUCAAGGCAGACGAUACAACGUUCCCUAACGGCGACACAUGGAAGUGUUUGACCUGUAGCCUGUCCCAUGACAGAACUAGUAUGUGGGACAACCCGCAGGCGUUCCUCGAUGGCAAGCGUGUCCUUGCCGGUCUCCGCAUUGUGGACUGCGGUGAGUAUGACCUUUCGAGUGACGAGUGUACUCCAGAGAGCAUGAGCAUCCAUCCCAUUCGGUGGAACACCAACCCCGACGGUUCAGGGCCUGGAGGUGAGCUUCGAGAACUCCGCCUGCAUCCCGACAAUGUUCACCUGGGCUUCAACGCCUUCUCGUUCCAUGAUGGCGUCUUAGGUCAGAACAUAUUCUUCUCGCGACUCUCAUUCAACCCGACUCCAGAAACCGGCCUCCCAUUGGGCCCUCGCUAUGAUCUUACUAGCGUUACUGUACUUACCAGCGGAGACAGCAAGCCGUCUGUCGACGUUGACGGCGAUAAGCUCGUUUUGAACCCUUUCGCACUCUCGUUGGGUGAGUUCCGAGGCUUCAGUGGGGACGGACAAGAAGUCUUAGCCAUUGGAUACCCAGUAGAAUCAUCAAAUAUAGAUGCAUAUGCCUUUCAUCUUACAACCGGCCGCAUGCGCCGUCUUACUAGCCAUCCGGAGUAUGUUGAUCCAAUAGACAUAUCAAGACACGAUGGUUGGAUCGCUAUUAUGGAUACCAGAGGAACCGACCGCAAUACUUGGCUAUCAGGCAUGCGCCAUAUCCCUCCCAUCACCGAUUUGGUCAGCGUGAGCCUGACAUCCUCGGUACGCAACAACGGCCGCAGAAGGUUCUUUCGACCUUACCUUCUUGAUCGUUAUGGUGAUCGCGGAAGCUAUUUCGGUCAGAAAAUCAACGACCAGGGCUCUAGCGAGCCCGGAAGCGGCGACUAUAACGAUCCUGAGUGGAACGGCAGAGCAGACCCGAGAUUCUCAUUCGACGGCACAAAAAUCGCCUAUUGGGAGGAACAGACAUUUUCCCCGGCAUGUGGCGGCGCCAACCCCUUACCUUGCUAUCCCUCCAAGGAGCGAGACGGGAUCCGCCAGCGCAUAGUUGUCGCGACCUUAACCAGCCGUGAGCCCCGCCAGCCACCCAAAGUAGAGAUGGCUUCCGACGUUGUACCCUGGGGCAAGCCGUACGUUCCUGGCGUCGAGAUCCCAGCUUCCGCGAACCUCCCAGCUGGAAACUACACUCUGGACGGCGAAUUCUCGGGAGUUGCAACAGUUGAACUACUGGCGUUCUCUGAAAUCAAUCCUCGUAUUAACCAAGUCGGCGUUACCUACAACAACUUCUCUGACGAUGGAAAUGUCUUCCUUAUCGGCACUGAGCGUGUCAUUCACCAGCAAGUCGAUACUUAUACCCAGUACUAUGACUGGCACUCCGACCUAACACAGAUGAUUGGGAGCGUGGUCAACACUAAGAAGACUGGGCGCGGCGGCAUCCAAGUGUUGAUGGAUUUCACAGUCAACAACUUUUCAGCUAAUGGGACAUUAGUUACAACGCUAGACGGUAAGGAGUACUACCAGCCUCUGAACUUUACAUAG